AUCUGCGAGAGCCCAACCAGGGAGGGUUGCAACUAAAGACGAAGCACCUUUUUCGAGUGGAUUCUAGCUCGAAGGGCUCCCUAUUGGGUUUGAUUUUUAAUCGAACGGGGGAGAGGGUUUUUCUUUUCCCCGCCAAACGAACUAGGGCUUCUUCAUCUACCGCCGCGCCUGUUUCCGCCUCCUCUCGGUUUCGUCCUCUCCCAGAGACUGUUAAGCAGUCUUCUCCCUUUCGCCGAAUCCAUCUGAGCUUCUUGCUUCCGUCCGGUUCCUGAUGGCGGUUGAGAAGCUUCUAAAGGAUGAAGCCACACAGGAGAAGGGAGAACGAGCAAGAAUGGCAUCCUUUGUUGGUGCCAUGGCAAUUGCUGAUUUAGUCAAAACCACUCUAGGCCCUAAAGGAAUGGAUAAGAUAUUGCAGUCUGCAGGGAGAGGGCACAGUGUCACUGUUACAAAUGAUGGUGCUACGAUCUUGAAAUCACUUCAUAUUGACAAUCCAGCCGCUAAAGUUCUAGUUGAUAUUUCAAAAGUUCAAGAUGAUGAGGUUGGUGAUGGAACUACAUCAGUAGUUGUCUUGGCUGGAGAGCUGUUAAGAGAAGCUGAGAAGUUGAUAGCGAUGAAGAUCCAUCCAAUGACAAUUAUUUCUGGUUAUAGGAUGGCUGCUGAAUGUGCUCGAAAUGCUUUGACACAAAAAACAAAAGAUAAUAAGGAGAAUCCAGAGAAAUUCAGGUCGGACUUGACAAAAAUUGCAACGACGACACUUUGUUCAAAGAUUCUUUCUCAAGAUAAAGAACAUUUUGCAAAAUUAGCAGUGGAUGCUGUCAUGAGGCUUAAGGGUAGCACCAAUUUAGAGUCCAUCCAGAUCAUUAAGAAGGCUGGGGGUUCAUUGAAAGACUCAUUCCUAGAUGAAGGGUUCAUUUUAGACAAAAAAAUUGGUGUUGGACAACCAAAACGCAUUGAAAAUGCAAAAAUUUUGGUGGCAAAUACUGCUAUGGACACUGAUAAGGUAAAAAUUUAUGGUGCUCGAGUGCGUGUGGACUCAAUGGCCAGGGUUGCUCAGAUUGAAGGAGCAGAAAAGGAGAAAAUGAAAGAGAAGGUGCAGAAGAUUAUUUCUCAUGGCAUUAAUUGCUUUGUCAAUAGACAGCUGAUAUACAACUUUCCUGAGGAACUCUUUGCUGAUGCUGGAGUCCUGGCAAUUGAGCAUGCCGAUUUUGAUGGAAUAGAACGUCUUGCUUUAGUAACUGGCGGAGAAAUUGCUUCAACAUUUGAUGACCCUGGUUCUGUUAAACUCGGGCAUUGCAAACUUAUUGAAGAAAUCAUGAUUGGGGAAGAUAAGUUGAUCCAUUUUUCUGGUGUAGAGAUGGGACAGGCAUGCACCAUUGUAUUAAGAGGUGCUAGUUCUCAUGUGUUAGAUGAAGCUGAACGGUCGUUGCAUGAUGCACUGUGUGUACUAUCCCAAACUGUGACUGACAGCAGAGUAUUGCUUGGAGGAGGUUGGCCUGAAAUGGUGAUGUGCAGAGAAGUUGAUGAGCUUGCUAGGAGAACACCAGGAAAGAAGUCUCUGGCUAUCGAGGCAUUCUCUCGUGCACUCCAGUCUAUUCCAACUAUUAUCGCUGACAAUGCAGGUCUAGAUAGUGCAGACUUGAUUGCACAAUUGCGUGCUGAGCACCACAAAUCUGAGACUAACGCUGGAAUUGAUGUCAUAACUGGCGCUGUUGGGGACAUGGAGAAACUUGGAAUAUCCGAGUCAUUUAAAGUGAAGCAAGCUAUUCUGCUCUCUGCAACGGAGGCUGCUGAGAUGAUACUCAGAGUUGAUGAGAUUAUUACUUGUGCACCACGGAAGAGGGAAGAUAGGGUGUGAAGAAGGGGAAUUUUCUCUCUAGCGGUUCUGAAGAAUUUUUUGCAGCAGUCGUUGCCUCCGCUAGGUCUAUUUAUGGCUUUCUGGGAGUUGUUUUGUUUGAGUAUACCAUAGUACUGCAAAAGUUUCAUGGAGCACUGGGGGAGUUUUGUUGGAGUACGCAGUCAUAUUCUUGAUACUCGCGUGAUCCAAACUUUUCCUUGCUGCAGUUGAAUGUGUUACAUUUGUUUUGUUUGAGAUAAUUUAGCAUUUUGGCAGGCAAACGCUGAAAUCCAUCUCUGCUAUUGGGGCUUCCCAUGGUCAAAAAGAAAAAAUAAAAUACGUAGAGGUGCGUUUGGAUUUUU
This is a messenger RNA of Nymphaea colorata (pocket water lily), 2196 nucleotides long. RefSeq names its product T-complex protein 1 subunit beta. Gene Ontology annotation, biological process: protein folding. The transcript is spliced from 12 exons. Gene Ontology annotation, molecular function: ATP-dependent protein folding chaperone; ATP binding; ATP hydrolysis activity. NCBI's taxonomy places the organism in Eukaryota, Viridiplantae, Streptophyta, Magnoliopsida, Nymphaeales, Nymphaeaceae. Gene Ontology annotation, cellular component: cytosol; chaperonin-containing T-complex. The record is from RefSeq and is a predicted model, not a curated record. Bases 272 to 1855 code for a protein of 527 amino acids.